AGGCGGGGCCGGCGGCGGUGGCAGGCGGGGCCGGCGGGAGUGCUCAGUGUUGGGGCGUCGUGUGCUCGCUCGGCAUCCCCGCUUGACCCUCCGUGUGUGUAACAGAAAGUUUGAAGUCAUGUCCACAAAACCAAAACUUUACUACUUUGAUGGAAGAGGCAAGAUGGAAUCGAUUCGUUGGUUGUUGGCUGCAGCUGGGGUCGAGUUUGAAGAAGAGUUUUUGGAAACCCGAGACCAGUAUGAGAAACUCCUGCAAGGUGGAUCCCUGCUGUUUCAGCAGGUGCCCAUGGUGGAGAUGGAUGGGAUGAGGAUGGUGCAGACCAGAGCCAUCCUCAGCUACAUUGCAGCAAAGUACAACCUCUAUGGGAAGGACCUGAAGGAGAGAGCCUUGAUUGAUAUGUAUGUUGGAGGAACUGAUGACCUUAUGGGCUUCAUUUUGAUGUUCCCUUUCUUAUCAGCAGAGGAUAAAGAGAAACAACGUGCCUUAAUAGUUCAAAAGGCGACAAGCAGGUAUUUCCCAGUGUAUGAAAAGAUUUUGAAAGACCAUGGGCAGGACUUCCUUGUUGGCAACAAUUUUAGCUGGGCGGAUGUUCAUCUUCUUGAAGCCAUUUUAAUGGUAGAAGAGAAGAAGUCAGAUGUGCUCUCAGGCUUUCCUCAGUUACAGGCAUUUAAAGCAAGGAUAAGCAACAUCCCCGCCAUCAAGAAAUUUCUUGAGCCGGGAAGCCAGAGGAAACCUGUUCCUGAUGAUAAAUAUGUAGAGACUGUCAGGAGAGUUCUCCGCAUGUAUUAUGAUAUAAAAGCAAAUUAGUUUGCCUGGCUGCAGGCUGUAAGGGAACUGCCAGAUUGCACAUGUCCAAUUACGCUGCGAAGGAAGGCGAACGGGUGUUCCAGAGGUGUUUCAAUGGGCAAUCACACAAAAUACAGCAGGCAGGUGUCUUUUAUAACACUUCAAUACUAGCCUGUUUUCUCCUUAAUUCAUCUCAAGAUUUUUUCUGGUAAUUUUAAGCAGCUGACGUGGCAGCAACCACACCAUCUUCCUAGAGAUUGUGGAAGAGCAGAAAAGAGAAAUGUGAGUUGCUGACUGAUAGCUUCAGUGUGUCGUGCUGUUUCUGAGGACAUUUUUCUAGAUCCAGAUCAGAUUUUUAUAUGCUGAUUGCUUCCAAUGUAGGCCCUUAUUCUUCUUUAAUAUCACUGUUGGCAAAUGAAACAAGUGGUUUUUAAAGAAAGUAGGAGUGAGGUCUUUCUCCUGCCAGUUCUGCUGGACAUCAGUGACUUGUCUAAAUGUCAACACUGUGCCUUUAUAACUAAACUGCACUUUUAUUACUGAAUUAGGAAAUAAACAGACUGCCAAAUGAUGUUUUUGUUUAACUGCUCUAUCUAGAGGACAAAUCAAAUAAACUUUUUAUAUAGUCA
This is a messenger RNA of Onychostruthus taczanowskii (white-rumped snowfinch), 1413 nucleotides long. RefSeq names its product glutathione S-transferase 3. Lineage: Eukaryota; Metazoa; Chordata; Aves; Passeriformes; Passeridae. Bases 119 to 808 code for a protein of 229 amino acids. The transcript is spliced from 7 exons. The record is from RefSeq and is a predicted model, not a curated record. Gene Ontology annotation, biological process: glutathione metabolic process; xenobiotic metabolic process. Gene Ontology annotation, molecular function: glutathione transferase activity.